This is a messenger RNA of Cetraspora pellucida, 4254 nucleotides long. The record is from the annotation of a GenBank genome assembly. Lineage: Eukaryota; Fungi; Glomeromycota; Glomeromycetes; Diversisporales; Gigasporaceae.
AUGGAAGAAAAGUAUCCUUACAAUAUAGAACAUAUAACAAGAGAUUCAACUUUCUCUAAUGUUAGUUCAAAUACAUUGAUUGACGAAGCUACUACUUCUUUUCAUAAAGAAAAUAAUGGAAAAUUAAUUUCAACAAUAUCUACUAUAUCAUCGGAUACAACUACCGAUUUUCAAUCUCGUCAUGUUAAUUUAGGUAGAUCCGAAAAACUAAUUGAUGAGAAAAAUAAUUUACAAAAUAAUCCGAUAAUAUGUAUAAAUGACACACCGACUUCGAAUAUCGACGAGCCACAAAUAUGUAUAGAUCCAAAAAAGUCGAUUUAUACUCCAGUCCAAAAGCCUCCACUAGCUACCACACAAACUUCUUUUUUUCAUAUCUUUCGUUUCGCAUCACCAUUCGAUUUCUUUCUUAUGGCUUUUGCUAUGUUUUUCAGUCUGUUACGAGGUUUAAUAAUUCCAUUAAUGACCAUCUUAUUGGGUGAUAUAUUUAAUUCAUUCACAGAACAACAACUUGGAACAAUAACUAAUCAAAUAUUCAUUCAAAAAAUUAAUUUUUCUGUGCUGGAAUUCACAAUACUUGGAGUUUGUGCUUUUUUCUUUACUGCUUUGAUGACUACUUUAUGGAGUUGGACUGCUGAACGACAAGGAAAACGUAUGAAAGAUGUUUACUUUAGAUCUUUAUUAAAAAUGCAAAUCGAUUAUUUUGAAGCUCCCGAUAUUACUUCUGGAGGUCUCUUAACUAGUGUUAACAAAGAUACUGAAGAUGUUCAAAAUGUUAUAUCUGAACAUAUGGGGCUUUUUAUACAGUACACUGUGACCUCUCUAAGCUGUCUUAUCCUUGCGUUUACCAAAAGUGCCGUUCUUUCUCUCGUAAUAUUGGCGUCUAUGCCUUUAGUCUUUGUCACGUUAGCCUUUACUUCUGCUAAAGCAAAUCCAUUGAUAUCUAAAGAACGUGAAAUAUUUGUAAAAGCUGGUAAUGUUCUCGAAAAUGGUUUAUCAGCCAUCAAAACCGUCAAGGCAUUUAACGGUGAAUCAAAAGAAGAAAAAAAACAAAUGGAUUACUUACAAGAAGCGAAUAAUGUUUCGGCAAGUCUUGCUUGGAUUUACGCUAUAAGAACAGGAAUGGUUCAAUUUCUUAUACUUUCAUUAUUUGUUCAAGGAUUUUGGUUCGGUUCAAUCUUAGUUUCAGAGAAAAAACUUGCCCCAGGUGAUGUUUUAAGUAUUUUCUACGCUAGUUUGCUCGGUGCUAGUGUACUUAAAGAAAUAUUACCUAAAUUAGCAUCAAUAGCAAAAGCGAAAGAUGCUAUCAGGCAUAUAAACAUUUUAUUAGAAAAAGUGGCUCUCAUGGAUUUGAAAGCAUUGAGAGGUUUUACAUUAACAGAAAUAAAAGGAAAUAUUGAAUUUAAUGAAGUUAGUUUUUCAUAUCCAACUCGUCCUGACGCUUAUGUAAUGAGAAAUAUAAAUUUAUCAAUACCAGCAGGACAAACAACUGUAUUAGUUGGUCAAAGUGGAUCUGGAAAAUCAACUGUGGUUCAAUUAAUUCAAAGAUUAUAUGAACCAAGUGAAGGUAUUAUAACUCUUGAUGAACGUGAACUUAGAAUAUUAAAUAUUUCAUGGCUUAGACAACAAAUUGGUGUAGUAUCUCAAGAGCCAGUACUUUUUGAUGAUACUAUAUUCCAAAACGUAGCUUAUGGUAGACCUGAUUAUUGGAAUGUUUCUAUGGAUGAAGUUAUUGCUGCUUGUAAAACUGCAUGUAUACAUGAAUUUAUUGAAGAACUUCCUGAAGGAUAUCAAACUCGUUUGGGUGAUAAAGCAAGGAAGCUUUCUGGUGGUCAACGUCAGAGAUUAGCUAUCGCUCGUGCUUUAAUUAAAAACCCUGCUAUUCUUAUCCUUGACGAAGCAUCGAGUGCGCUUGACAUGACUUCUGAUUCUAUGGUACAAAAAGCGCUUCAAAACAGUCGUGUAGGUCGAACUACAAUUGUAAUUACUCAUCAACUAUCUCAUAUAUCAGAAACAGAUUUUGUUUACGUAUUACAUGAAGGUGAAGUGGUAGAAAGUGGCAAACCGGCUGAACUUCUUAAAAAUCCUAAAGGACAUUAUUCAAAACUAGCCGAAGAAUCAUUAGCAAAACCUAAUCCUAAAAGACAAACUCCUCAAUUAGAUCUUAUUAAUAUGAAAUUACAACGUUCUGAUACGUUAUUAAUGACUAAUAAAAAUAAGGAUCAAAAUUCUAAUUUUCUUGCCGUUGAUAAUAUUUCAACAGCAUCACUUUUAAAACGAUCAGUAAGCAUGACUUCACAAGUUGGGUGGAGAACUUCACGACAAUCUUUUUACGAUGAAAGUCUUGAUACCAAUGUAAUAGAUGUUCUUAAUGGUACAGCUUUAGCAGCAAUUUCAAAGCGUAAUGAAAAUCGAAUUUCAUAUUUUGGUAUUCUAAGUUAUUAUGAACAAAUUGAAGAUGAAAGUGUAAUUGAAAUUUUGACUACCAAAGAUAAUGAUUCAUCAAAUGAAAAAGAAAAACAACGUAUUAGUUUCAUAAAAAUGAUUAGGGAUACAAUGCAACAUAGAAUUUUAUAUUCCAUUGGUAUAUUCGCUUCUCUUAUUAAUGGAUUUAUUAUGCCAAUAUUUUCAUUUGUUCUUGCUAGUUUGCUCAAUACUUAUGCUAUUCCAGAUAAAUUAUUGCUUCAACAAGAAGCUAAAAUGUUUGCAUUAAUUGUAUUAGGAAUAGCAGUUGUAAAUGGAAUUUCUGCUCAUUAUAAAUAUUAUUUACUUGAAAGAGCUUCGGAACAAUGGGCGACUCAAUUACGUCAUUUAGGAUUUGGAAAAGUAUUGAGACAACCUCAAUCAUGGUUUGAUGAACCAGAUCAUGCAGUUGGAAAAACCGUAACAAUACUUGUUAAUGACACUGAUACAACAAAACAUUUAAUUGGACAUUUUAUAGGAAAUAUGACAUAUGGACUUGUCUCAUUAUUUGGAGGAAUGAUUUGGGCUUUUGCUAUCGGAUGGCAAUUAACUUUAGUAGGAUUUGGUUUGGUUCCUAUAUUACUUUGUGCAUCAGAAUUACAAGCAUACGUUUUACAAAAAUAUGAAAAAAGACAAAAAGCAGCAAAUGAAGAAGCUGCAAAUUUAUUUUAUCAAACAGUUUCUAGUAUUAGAACAGUAUUUGCUCUUGCAGUUGAAAAGGCAAUGGAAGAAAAGUUUCAAGAUGCACUUGAAGUUCCAUUUCAAAUCGGUGUUCGUAAAGCAUUAAUUUGUGGACUUACAUCAGGACUUUUAGAAUCAUUUAAUUAUUUUUCAAAAGCUAUGACAUUUUGGUAUGGUGCACAAUUAGUAUCUCAAGGAAUUUAUGAUUUAAAAACGAUGUUACAAGUUUGGACAUUGGUUAUUUUUUGUACUACUGCUGCUUCACAAAUGUUAGCAGCUAUUCCAUAUUUUGCUAAAAGUAAACAAGCUGGAAAAUCAGUUGCAAGAAUACUUAGUUUAUCUGAAGAAGAUACAAUGUCCGGAAAGAAACUUGAUAAUAUGAAAGGAAAUAUUGAAUUUAGAAAUAUUCAUUUUUCAUAUCCUGGACGACCAAAUGCAAAAAUAUUGGAUGGAUUAAAUUUAGAAUUUCAACCGGGUGAAUCAAUAGCAUUAGUUGGAAGAAGUGGAAAUGGAAAAUCUACUGUAGCCGCAUUACUUCAAAGAUUUUAUGAUCCAAAUGAAGGAACAAUAUUAUUAGAUAAUGAACCAUUGAACACUAUUCAACUUAAUUGGCUUAGAGAACAGAUAGGAAUAGUUAGCCAAGAACCAAUACUUUUUGAUAUGACAGUAAAGGAAAAUAUAACAUAUGGAAAAGAAGAUGCUACAAUUGAAGAGAUUGAAAAUGCUGCUAGACAAGUUAAUAUGCACGAUUUCAUAAAAACAUUGCCAAAUGGAUAUGAGACAAAAUUAGGAAGUAGUGGAACUCAAUUAUCAGGUGGACAAAAACAAAGAAUUUCAAUAGCUAGAGUUCUAAUAAGAAAUCCAAAGAUCUUAAUAUUAGAUGAAGCUACAAGUGCUUUAGAUGCUCAAAAUGAACAAGUUAUACAAGAUACUUUAAGUCGAGUACAAAAAAAUAGAACAACAUUAGUUAUAACGCACCGGUUAAACAAUGUUAAAAAUAUGGAUAAAAUAGCACUUGUUGAGUCUGGUCAAAUCGUUGAAAUUGGAACACAUCGUGAAUUGAUGUCACUAAAGAAAAAAUAUUUUGAAUUAGCUGUUAGUGGUAAUAGUUAA